Messenger RNA from Neofelis nebulosa (Clouded leopard), 1932 nucleotides. RefSeq names its product peptidase D (gene PEPD). The transcript has 15 exons. Gene Ontology annotation, molecular function: manganese ion binding; metalloaminopeptidase activity. The coding region runs from base 85 to 1566 and encodes 493 amino acids. The record is from RefSeq and is a predicted model, not a curated record. NCBI's taxonomy places the organism in Eukaryota, Metazoa, Chordata, Mammalia, Carnivora, Felidae.
CCCGCCCCGGCCCUGCCCCCGGCGGUGGGACCUGGCCGGGCUCAGCUGAUGCCUCACUUCACGUGACGCUGGUGCCGAGCGAACAUGGCGGCGGCCACCGGACCUUCGUUUUGGCUGGGGAAUGAAACCUUGAAGGUGCCGUUGGCACUCUUUGCCCUGAACAGGCGGCGCCUGUGUGAGCGGCUGCGGAAGAACCCGGCUGUGCAGGCGGGCUCUGUGGUGCUGCUGCAGGGCGGGGAGGAGACACAGCGCUACUGCACCGACACCGGGGUCCUCUUCCGCCAGGAGUCCUUCUUUCACUGGGCGUUUGGCGUCACGGAUCCAGGCUGCUACGGCACAAUUGAUGUCGGCACCGGGAAGUCAACCCUAUUUGUGCCCAGGCUUCCUGCCAGCUAUGCCACCUGGAUGGGAAAGAUCCACUCCAAGGAGUACUUCAAGGAGAAGUAUGCUGUGGAUGACGUCCAGUAUGCAGACGAGAUUGCCAGUGUCCUAACAUCACAAGGCCCCUCUGUGCUCCUCACUUUGCGUGGUGUCAACACCGACAGCGGCAGUGUCUGCAGGGAGGCCUCCUUCGAGGGCAUCAGCAGGUUUAACGUCAACAACACCAUUCUUCAUCCAGAGAUCGUGGAGUGCCGGGUCUUUAAAACGGACAUGGAGCUGGAGGUUUUGCGUUACACCAACAGAAUCUCCAGUGAGGCCCACCGGGAGGUAAUGAAGGCUGUAAAAGUGGGAAUGAAAGAAUAUGAGAUGGAAAGCCUCUUCGAGCACUACUGCUACUCCCGGGGCGGCAUGCGCCACAGCUCCUACACCUGCAUCUGUGGCAGUGGUGAGAAUUCGGCCGUGCUGCACUAUGGACAUGCCGGGGCCCCCAACGACCGGACCAUCCAGGACGGAGACAUGUGCCUGUUCGACAUGGGUGGGGAGUAUUACUGCUUCUCUUCCGACAUCACCUGCUCCUUCCCCGCCAACGGCAAGUUCACCGCAGACCAGAAGGCCAUCUAUGAGGCGGUGCUGCGGAGCUGCCGCGCUGUCAUGAGCGCCAUGAAGCCAGGGGUCUGGUGGCCUGACAUGCACCGCCUGGCUGACCGCAUCCACCUGGAGGAGCUGGCCCGCAUCGGUGUCCUGAGCGGUAGCGUCGACGCCAUGGUCCAGGCCCACCUGGGAGCUGUGUUCAUGCCUCACGGGCUCGGCCACUUCCUGGGCAUUGACGUGCACGACGUGGGAGGCUACCCCGAGGGCGUGCAGCGCAUCGAUGAGCCCGGCCUGCGCAGCCUGCGCACCACUCGGCACCUGGAGCCCGGCAUGGUGCUCACCGUGGAGCCGGGCAUCUACUUCAUCGACCACCUCCUGGACGAGGCCCUGGCGGACCCGGCCCGCGCCUGCUUCUUCAACCGUGAGGUCCUGCAGCGCUUCCGCGGAUUUGGCGGGGUCCGUAUCGAGGAGGACGUCGUGGUCACCGACAGCGGCAUGGAACUGCUGACCUGCGUGCCCCGCACAGUGGAGGAGAUCGAAGCGUGCAUGGCAGGCAGCGACAAAGCCUUUACUCCCUUCUCUGGCCCCAAAUAGAGCCAGCUGGGAGCACCCAGUGGGACCAGGGACCCAGCCUGGCAACCUUUCUUCACGACGGGCCCUCCGGAGGCCAGAUGGGCGCUCAGAAAUCACGUGGCUGGGUCCGUGUUUGAUCAUGCUGUUUCCUCGGGGGAAAAUCUUUCUUAACCUUCUGCAAGAUCACACCUCAGUCUGCUAUUACUUUGCUUGAAUGACAGUGGCUUUUGAAAUGCUAAUGGAAAACAGUUCUGUUCUUUAAUAGCAACUAAAAUGUGUCUUGCUGUCAUUUGUAUUCCUCUGCUCAGGGAAGAUCCAUUUCCAGUGUUUUCUCUCAAAAAUCAAUAUGCAGAAUGGAACUUGCAAUAAAAAGUUUCCGAAGAUGGG